Molecule: messenger RNA, 709 nt
Organism: Colias croceus (clouded yellow)
Lineage: Eukaryota; Metazoa; Arthropoda; Insecta; Lepidoptera; Pieridae
Product: NADH-quinone oxidoreductase subunit B-like
Exons: 5
Coding region: 1-669 (222 amino acids)
Biological process (GO): mitochondrial respiratory chain complex I assembly; electron transport coupled proton transport; aerobic respiration
Molecular function (GO): NADH dehydrogenase (ubiquinone) activity; 4 iron, 4 sulfur cluster binding; quinone binding
Source: RefSeq, a predicted model, not a curated record
AUGGUAACAUUGAACCAGUACACUUUCACACAAGUACUACGACCAUACUGCAACCCUUGCAAAGGCGAGUCACAAGGCGGGAAGGGAAAAGCAAUCACCACUCCACCAAAGAAAAAGUACUAUGUAAAUCCACCAGGAGGCAGGACUUAUAAAGUUGGAGAGAACAGACGGUAUUCGCCUUUCCACUAUCCCGGUCAGUCCAAAAUGGAAUGGGUGGUGGCUCGCAUGGAUGACAUAUUGAAUUGGGGCAGACAGGGCUCCCUGUGGCCUCUAACGUUUGGUCUGGCUUGUUGUGCUUUGGAGAUGAUGCACUAUGCUGCUUCUAGAUACGACAUGGACCGCUACGGCAUGGUGUUCCGCGGCACUCCUCGCCAGACUGACGUCAUCAUCGUCGCCGGCACCGUCACCAACAAGAUGGCGCCGAUCCUCCGCAAGACCUUUGAUCAGAUGCCCAACCCUAAGUACGUUGUGUCGAUGGGCAGCUGCGCGAACGGCGGCGGGUACUACCACUACACGUACUCCACUGUACGCGGCGCUGACAGGAUUAUACCGGUGGAUAUCUACGUGCCCGGUUGUCCUCCCACCGCAGAAGCCCUGCUAUACGCUAUGCUAGUUCUACAGAAGAAAGUCAAACGUAUGCGAAUGUGCCAAACCUGGUAUAGACACUAGUAUUAUAAAACAUAUUUCUAAUACUAAUACUAAUAUUAUA